UCCCUCCUCAGCUGCUCGCCCUCGCCCCACAGCUUGGGGUAGAAGAACAGGCGCCUAAUGUGUUGAGACAAAAGUUACCAUCAGUGGAAGCACAGAGAGACACUGUCCCUGAUGAAGCUCUGCCAAGUCCAGCACCAUCUGUCCCUUUAGAUGUGCCACACCAGCCUGCAGCCUCUGUCACUGGCUAUGCUCAGGAUGUAGCGCAGUGGAACUGCUCCCACCAGCAGAAAAUUUGGAUGAAGACUGAGCUGGAGGCGUUGGGGCUGUGGCCGGGGUCACGUCCUGUUCGUUAUCCUAUGAACAUGCUGUCCUUGUGGCGUAAUCCACCUCAGCCUGAGCUCAUAGACUCAAUCUCUGAGCUGCCAUCACCUAAAUACUGUCAGCUUCAUCCUUUUUUCAUUUGGAAGCCGGAGCACACAAUCAUGGAGAGGGUAAGGAACAAUUAAAUCUUGCCCUGGCUUCAUGAUUGUCCCAACCCUCAGGUAGCUUCUUCUGGCGUUGGAAGGCCAAGAGUUAUCAUUGGCACCAGCGGCCAGUACCAUAUUUUAUCCUCACGGCUCACCUGCAAGGCCUGUAGGAAGAACUGGCAUGCGGACAAGCCCCAGUGGCUGGAGAAGCUACCAGGGCGCUUCAGCAACAUUGUUCCUGCUUUCCUAACUCACAAAAAGGCCAUCUGCAAAUCAGUAAUGGAUGAGAUGAGGCGCAGCGGCAGAUCACCGGAGGACAUGGCUAAGCAGCUGACGGAGGCACUCCACCUUAAAUAUGAGAGAGCCCACCUGGCCUACCUGCUCAGUGUGCAGAACAUCAGGGAUGCUGAGGCAGGAGUUUACGGCCAGAGAACCAUCACUGGGCUUCUCAGACAGGCAGACACUCCGCCUCCAUUCGGUGGCUACUCCGAUGCUGACGGCUGGUGUGGAAUGUCUAUUUCUUCUCACUACCUGGUCGAAUGCCUGGUCCGUGAGUUUCAAUGGCAAGAGCAGCUCCUCACUCUGUUGCUACAGGGGACCUUUGGACAAGUACUCAGGGACUGCUGGUCUGCCUUCAAGGUUCUGGACCCUGGUCAUCAGGAGCACCUGCUGUGGGACUGCUGUAGGACAUCAGAGGCCACCGUGGCGAAGGCGACCUCUGGCAACCUUACCAACAACAGUGCCUCGAGGAGCAAGUUUAACAAAGACAUUGGCCCAAUCCCAAACUCCUUCUGCCAGUUCCUCUGCAGCAUUUGUUGUGGUGGACCAGAGGGAUCUACAUCUACAUCUAAGGCCUCCAUGCUGAAGUUGUGGAGGAUCCAACGCGUCCACAUCCUGAGAGGCUGCCUGAGCGACCCUGACGUCGGGGAGGGAAUUCUCUACAGGUAUGGUGGUACCUUGCAGCUCAACUACAACAAGGGUGCAGGAGACGCUGUACCAGUUUGGAUUCCAGUGAGAGGCACCUCUCAGCAGGAGGGCUUCCACUUUCACCAAGCCCAGUGGGUGACAGGCAACCGGGUGUCCUGUGAACUUUUCCAGGCCCAGGCAAUGACUGGAGUGGUGCGGUGGAACUUCCAGAGGCUGAUGGACCUGAAACAGCCUGGUGUGGAGCUGCCAGCUGUGUUCGACCCCUUGUUAAUUUCAGGACUGAACACAGCCUCUGUCAAGGUGACAGGCAAAGCAAAAUAUCCCAGGCUGCAAAAUACAAACAGGGACACAGGGGAGAGAUUUGGACUGCAGUUUGUGGAGCCAGGUUGUCGUCCUGUUGUGUUGAACUGGGACAAGCACAAGGUACAGCCCAACAUCCCAGCUGCUGUAGCCAUGGAGACAGAGGAUCACUGCCCUGCUGCUGUGGUGGACACAGACUCUCAGGAGACCUGUGAUGAGCCAGUUGGAGCGGUGCCCAUCCUAUCUUUCCAGCAGGGCUCUGAAACCAUUUCCCAAUCCCAGCAGUCCCAGCAGUCCCAGCAUUCCCAGCAAUCCCAGCAGUCCCAGCAGUCCCAGCAGUCCCAGCCACCCUUGAUACCAGCUGCGGCCAGAGCCAAAUCAGAGACUCAGUCUUUGAUGGAUACAGGGGUAGUACCGCUGCCUGUUUCCUCCUCUCCCCGGGCCGCCCGCACUGGACCAAUCAAGACGGGAGGCCUUGUUCAAGUCUUGGACCACAGCCGGUGGACAGAAGCCAUGAGAGCUGCCAUCAACGGGCUUCUGGUUAAGCACCAUGGGUCUAAAGACUUUCUGAAGCGGGUGGACGCAGACUAUGCUGCCAUGGUCCAGAGGGCGUGCACUGACCCCAACAGCCUCCUUCAUCCAACCACAUGCCAACAUAUCUCCAGAUAUGUAAAGCAUCUGACCAAAUUAAAAACCACAGCUCCUCCCUCAAUACCAGCCCAGAGAAAGUUUUGGAGACACAGCAGCUGUGGCAGAGUUUGACUACAGGCAGUCAAACGA
Messenger RNA from Perca flavescens (yellow perch), 2414 nucleotides. RefSeq lists its product as uncharacterized. Bases 687 to 2396 code for a protein of 569 amino acids. The transcript has 7 exons. The record is from RefSeq and is a predicted model, not a curated record. NCBI's taxonomy places the organism in Eukaryota, Metazoa, Chordata, Actinopteri, Perciformes, Percidae.